Messenger RNA from Didymodactylos carnosus, 1532 nucleotides. Lineage: Eukaryota; Metazoa; Rotifera; Eurotatoria; Philodinida; Philodinidae. The record is from the annotation of a GenBank genome assembly.
AUGUCAUUUGACUUUAAAAUUCUCAAUCAACAACCAUUGUACAAAAGAUUUUCAGUUGAUCGAUCUACUAGUGGUGCAGAUAAUCUAAAACAUAAUUUCGGCAGAGGAUUUUACAAUCAACAAACAGAUGAUAGUGGUGACGCUACCAACUCAAGAUUGAAAAUCCCACAUCCGUUGUAUUCAAGAUUUUCAGAAAUAUCGCAACAACCGUUGCAUGCACCAAUCGAACAUCGACAAGUGUGUCCGAUACAAAAAAAUCUAAUUGUCGAUACACAAUCCUAUGAUGCACAGCAUCAUAAUUACGGAUGUUAUCGACACCGUGCUGCACCCUAUGUCGAAUGUAGACGUGAUAAUACGAUGAUGCCACAAACGCCAGAAUCAGUUAAGUACCAUAGGCAUGAUGAUAACAGAUAUGAAUCGUCUGCUCGUAUGUCAAGGCGCGAUGAUUCCGAUUUUCUUGCUCUACCACCGUUACCGACAGGACGAAUACAUAGAGCGGAAACAAUAAACAGGAAAACAAGAUGGAAUCGUCUCACGGGUGGAUAUCGUCCACAUCCACAACUGUCCUGCAAAUUAGCAUUACUUAUACUAUAUAUGGAAAUUGGACAAAAGCUGUGGGAAGGUCAGGGACGCCAGAGUUCCUACAAUUCUAAAAUUCUACUCCUAUACAGCAGAAUUGAAGAAUGAUGUGAUAGAAUUGGAGGUUUUGACCUCGCAUGGGUUAUAAAACAUUCGGUUGCGAUCCGAAAUGUUUUAUUUCCUACUCAAUCUCAUGCUGCACUGAUUCAGUUCUGUUUAACUUGGUCGGUCUACGUAUUUCUAAACACCCAAUUCUGUCUCAUCAUUCUUGAAUUUAAAAUCAAAAUUUGAAAAAGAUUAUUUUUUCCAAAAUUCUCGUUCACAACCAAAGACCAAACGUAUCUAAGUUUACACCAUUAAGUUUGAGGAAGUUGAGGCCGAAAAUGAACUCGGAUGCUGAAGAAAAUCAAGAAUGACCAAGAAAACGAGCCGAAUUGGAUAGCCCCUUCAAUUCUCCACAAAAUGAAAUGUUAGCCAACUUUCUGCGAUCUCGGACGACCGAGUUACACGCAUUUUAACAUUGCGAAUAUAAAGUCGUUUGCUUUAAUGCCGUUUCCGAUCUGUAUCGUAUUUUCUAUGGCACAUUUUGACACAACAUCGUAAGACGUUGACAAACAUUUCAUUUUGUGGAGAAUUGAAGAGGCCAUCCAAUGAUAUGGUUGGAAACUUUUGAAAGAAAUUUUGAGAUCACCAGGUUUUCUAGAAAACCGAGUUUGUUAAAAAUCUCUAUCUCAAGACCUCAAGGUGUAGCAUAACUUUUCUCCAUCGAAAUAUAUAGAACUCGGCGCACUCUUUCAUUUGAUGCCAACUUCAAGGUUCUACGUUACCCAAGCAGACAAACAUUUGGAAAAACGCGUUUAAACGCUCAAAAGGGAACCACGAUUGUGAGUCAGUAACGCUCAUUAAAAAAACGCAAGAAACGCGUUUUUUGCGCAAAAUUUUCACUUUCAGAC